AUGUCCAAAUCGACGAAGUUACACUUGAAAAAUAGGGAGUCAAAACAGUUGCCAAUCUACAAGCAUAAAGCUAAACUGGUGCAGGCAGUGAACGAGAACACGUUUUUGGUGGUCACCGGUGAGACUGGCAGUGGGAAAACGACACAGCUUCCACAAUAUUUGUACGAAGCAGGCUUUUGUAAAAAUGGCAAAAUUUGCGUUACCCAGCCCCGCCGGGUGGCUGCCAUCACGGUGGCUCAGAGGGUUGCCCAUGAGAUGCAGUGCAUUCUGGGAAGAGAAGUGGGCUACCAGGUACGGUUUGACGACUUCACAACACAGGAUACAGAGGUAAAAUACAUGACAGAUGGCUGCUUGCUCAGAGAGGUCCUGGCAGAUCCUGGACUUUCUCGUUACAGCGUUGUGGUUUUGGAUGAGGUCCACGAACGAAGCCUUAACACUGAUAUCCUUCUGGGUUUACUGAAGAAGGUGUUUUCUCAUCCAACUGAAGCUAUGAAGGGCCGAGCUUUCCCACUGAAGGUGGUGGUGAUGUCUGCAACCCUGGAAACAGACAAACUUUCAAGCUUUCUCGGUGACUGCCCCGUGUAUGCUAUCCCUGGAAGGACUUUUCCCGUCACCUGCACAUUGGGCACUGCUGUGGGUCCGAAAGAUUUACAGAGCACAAGUUAUGUGAGAGAGGUUGUGUCUCUGGCCCUGGAUGUUCACACCAGUGAGACGGCUGGCGAUAUUCUGGUGUUCUUAACCGGUCAGUCAGAGAUUGAGCGGGCCUGUGAUAUGCUGUUUGAAAAAGCUGAGUCUAUUGACUAUCGCUAUGAUGUACAGGACAAGACAGUGGACGGGCUCCUUAUUUUACCCCUCUAUGGUUCCAUGCCAACUGAGCAACAGCGGCAGAUAUUUCAGCCUCCUCCUCCAGGAAUACGGAAGUGUGUGGUCGCCACCAAUAUUGCUGCCACGUCUCUCACCAUCAAUGGCAUAAAGUACAUCAUCGACAGCGGCUUUGUGAAACAACUCAACCACAACUCCAGGGUGGGCAUGGACAUUUUGGAAGUGGUACCCAUUUCAAAGAGUGAAGCUCAGCAGAGGGCAGGCCGAGCUGGAAGAACCUCAGCAGGGAAGUGUUUUCGCAUCUAUACCAAGGAAUUCUGGGAGGAAUGCAUGCCUGAAUACACCAUUCCUGAGAUCCAGAGGACAAGUCUGACCUCAGUGGUCCUCACGCUCAAGUGCCUUGGUGUACAUGAUGUCAUUAGAUUUCCUUAUCUGGACCCACCUGAAGAGAGGUUUAUCCUGGAGGCCCUGAAACAACUCUAUCAGUUUGACGCCAUUGACAGGAGGGGUCGAGUAACUCACCUGGGGGAGCUGAUGGUGGAGUUCCCCCUACAACCAGGCCUAACCAGAGCGCUACUCAAAGCCGCCUCACAUAGCUGCGAGGACUUGCUGCUUCCUGUGGCUGCCAUGUUAUCUGUAGAGAAUAUUUUUAUUCGACCAGGUCACCCCGAGAAAAUGAAAGAGGCGGAUCAGAGUCAUCAAGCACUAGCAGAGAGCAGCGGUGGGAUGAAUGACUUCAGCACUCUUCUUAAUGUGUUUCAACGAUGUAAAUCUAGUGAAAGACCAUCAGUGUGGUGCAAGGACAAUUGGAUCCAUUGGAGGGCGCUCAAGUCUGCUUUUAAUGUGGAGACUCAGCUGCGUGACAUCCUCCUCCGUCUGCAACAAAGGAAAGAUUUCCCUGUGGAGGAAUUUGAUGGCAAUAGAAAUGAGCUCUUUAGACGGUGUUUAUGCACAGGAUACUUCAACAAUGUUGCCAGAAGAUCUGUUGGGAAGGUAUUUUGCACAAUGGAUGGCCACGGAUCCAUGGUUCACAUUCAUCCAUCAUCAUCGCUAUUUGAAAAGGAGAUGGAGCUUGACUGGAUUCUCUUCCAUGAUGUAUUGAUGACAUCCCGCGUGUAUGUCAGGACUGUAUGUCCUAUCAGAUACGAGUGGGUGAAGGACCUGCUGCCUAAACUGCAUGAGGUAGACGUUUAUGAAUUGAGUAGCGUGGCAAGAGAAGAAGUCACUGAUGAAGAGGUGACCAGGUGGGAAAUGAAGGAAGCUUCCAAAAGGCAAUCGGAUCUUUCUGCUGAGGAUGCCUUGAAGAAAGUGGAGAAGCGAAACGAUGAGGGCAGUGUCAGUGAGGCACGCGCUCGCUAUUUGCAGCGGAAGAUGCAAAGACAGCAGAAUAAAGUUCUCUGA
Nerophis lumbriciformis (worm pipefish) is the source of this 2223-nucleotide messenger RNA. NCBI's taxonomy places the organism in Eukaryota, Metazoa, Chordata, Actinopteri, Syngnathiformes, Syngnathidae. The record is from RefSeq and is a predicted model, not a curated record.